Messenger RNA from Microthlaspi erraticum, 909 nucleotides. The record is from the annotation of a GenBank genome assembly. Lineage: Eukaryota; Viridiplantae; Streptophyta; Magnoliopsida; Brassicales; Brassicaceae.
AUGUUGGUGCCUUGCUACGGACACUUGAUAUUCAACGACACGUGUCCUUUCUGGCUCAAGGAUUUACCUGUUUUGCAAGCUAUCAUCCUUCGUUCAAACAACUUCUAUGGUCCUAUAUCUCCUCCUGAUCAAUGUCCUCUUGCGUUUCCGGAGCUGCGUAUAGUUGGAAUGUCAGAUAACAAGUUUACAGGGAGCUUACCCUCAAAUUACUUUGUAAACGCGAGAGCAUCGUCAUCACUCCAAAUAGAUGAAGAUGGGGCAUUAUACAUGGGAGACUACAGCUUUCCAUAUGGCUAUCGUUAUCAUGAUACCAUUGACUUGCAAUACAAAGGUCUAGAAGUGAAACAAGGGAAGGUCUUCACUUCCUUCGCCACCUUUGAUAUUUCUGGGAACAAGCUUCAAGGAGAGAUUCCUGAAUCCGUUGGUCUUUUGAAGUCACUGAUUGAACUCAACUUAUCAAACAACGCAUUCACCGGUCGUAUUCCUCUGUCGUUGGCUAACGUCACGGAGCUUGAGUCACUUGAUCUAUCCAACAACCAACUCUCAGGGACCAUUCCUAAUGGACUCAAGAGCCUCUCCUUUUUGGCGCACAUAAAUGUGUCUCACAACAAACUCAAGGGUGAAAUACCACAAGGAACACAGAUCAUUAGCCAACCUAAAUCCUCCUUCGAAGGAAACGCAGAGCUUUGUGGUCUUCCCCUCGAACAAAGUUGCUUCAGGACUAAGGCACCACCAAUGCAGCAACUGCCAGAACAAGAAAAAGAAGAACCAGUUUUGAACUGGAAAGCUGCGGCAAUAGGGUAUGGGCCUGGACUGUUUCUUGGAUUGUUGAUAGGUCAAGUCAUCGCUUCGUACAAGCCCGAGUGGCUCCCCAAGAUCACUGGUCUGUAUAAGCGCAGAAACCCUUAG